Molecule: messenger RNA, 1956 nt
Organism: Sycon ciliatum
Lineage: Eukaryota; Metazoa; Porifera; Calcarea; Leucosolenida; Sycettidae
Product: guanine nucleotide-binding protein-like 1
Exons: 1
Coding region: 1-1956 (651 amino acids)
Molecular function (GO): GTPase activity; GTP binding
Source: RefSeq, a predicted model, not a curated record
AUGCCUCAACACAGUCGUCGAAAACCGUUCAGUGGCAAGCAGAAGACAGCCCAGCUCCAGCGAAAGCGAGAUGUGCAGCGAUUCCGAGAGGACGACGAGGAGCCUGCCAAAGAGAAGCUGGAGAUACGCUCAGACUCGCCAUCUGACUCAGAUAAAAAUGCAGAAACACUGGUCACGUCUAAAAGGGCAAUGAUCGUAGAUAAAUUUGAGCCCAAGUUCGAAGAAGGCGGUGCCGUGGCUGAGACAAGGCGUCAAGACAGAUACAAACUGAUGUUUGCCCAAGAAAGUGCCAGUGAAAUUGAGGAGCGCAAGCGGGAGUCGCGUCAGCCAUUGCAAACCCUGGCAGAAAAAGACUUGGAAGUGUCCUAUGAAGAUAUCUAUGGAAGUAUUGAGCACAUCGACAUGCCUGUUCGUCCCACCUGGCAAUACAGCCUGAGCAAGCAGCAGCUGGAAGCUAAGGAGCAGCGCUACUUCAAUGAGUACAUUGACCAGCUCAUGGCUGAUACACACAACCAUCCGCUAAGCUACUUUGAGCGGAACCCGGAGUCUUGGCGGCAGCUGUGGCGUGUGCUGGAGAUGUCGAAUGUAAUAGUGAUUAUCGCCGAUGCACGCCAUCCCAUCCUGCACUUCCCACCAUCCCUGUACCGCCACGUCGUACAUGAACUGAACAAAACGCUCGUGCUAGUGCUGAACAAGAUAGACUUGGUGCCGGCGAGUGUGGUACUGGCGUGGCGCGAGUACUUCUAUGGACUGUUCCCGCAACUUCACGUCGUCCUCUACACGGCACGCCCAGGGAACCAGAGCAGCAGCCAGCGCUCCGACGCCAAGGGUCUGAUGUCGCACGCCCGGUGCGGCGCUAAGCGGCGCAUGAUAUGCGUACAAGGUGCCCGUCAGCUGAUCCGCGCCCUGGCCAAUGUGGUGGCCGAUCACAGUACGCUGUCCGGUUGGACGGAUAAACUCUCAAAGUUUGAAGUGUGCGACGAUGCUGGAAUAACAGCAGCAUCAGUGCACGAAGAGAUAGUACCUCAUAGCCGGCGUGGUAAGCAUACCGCAUACUCCAGCAACGGUACAAACGGUGGCACUGAAGCAACGGCAGCGGCAACAGCAUCCUCACCGCCGUCCUUCAUUACAAUAGGUUUGGUCGGCCAUCCCAACGUGGGUAAGUCCUCCAUUCUCAAUAGCCUGAUUGGCAAGCAAGUUGUAAGUGCGUCGCGCACACCCGGCCACACGAAGCACUUUCAGACGCACUUCCUCACACCGCACAUCCGCCUGUGCGACUCACCUGGCCUAGUCUUUCCGUCACGUGUUGAAAAACAGCUACAGAUCCUGUCCGGAAUGUGCCCUAUUUCCCAAGUGCAUGAGCCAUAUACAUCCGUCGGCUAUCUGGCGGUGCGCCUGGGAUGUAAUUUGCUGUACCGACUGGGACUGGCCAAGAAAACAAGUGAAACAUGCCCGACUGUUCCUCCACAAUCCGAUGCAUGCGUCGACAGUUCAACAAACCCGCCGUGCAACGGCCACGCUAGUUCAAGCUCACUUCGUUGUGACGGCCACACCUGGUCCGCGUGGGACGUCUGUGAGAAGUGGGUGGAGGAAAGGGGUUUCCGUACCGCAAAGGGCGCCCGUCCCGAUACCUACCGUGCCGGGAAUCAUAUUCUGCGCCUGGCGACAGAUGGCAGAAUAGCACUGUUCGUACGACCGCCGAAAUCCACUGAAGACUUAUCGAAAUGGAUGUGCCAUCCCGAAAUAAAGAGCGUUGUUGCAGUCCAACUGGACGCCUUGGACCAUGAUGAGUUGAGCCUUAACCUGUUGGCACAGCUAAGUGCUAGCAGCAACUCCAGUGCUGCCGCAUCGUCAGCAGAUGAUAGUUCCUGUCGUGGGGUAGCGUCACGUGCGGUCGCAGCCGCUCCGGCCACCCGCAAUCCGUUUGCCGGAUUGGCCGUGGCGGAUAGUGAAUAA